Messenger RNA from Fomitiporia mediterranea MF3/22, 887 nucleotides. RefSeq lists its product as uncharacterized. The transcript has 8 exons. The record is from RefSeq and is a predicted model, not a curated record. The coding region runs from base 1 to 783 and encodes 260 amino acids. NCBI's taxonomy places the organism in Eukaryota, Fungi, Basidiomycota, Agaricomycetes, Hymenochaetales, Hymenochaetaceae.
AUGGCUGUCAGAAGUCAAGAGAAGACGCUGCGGAGAGAAGACGGCGCUCGCCGUAACCAUGACCGCUCUACAUUGCAGUUUCAUCUCCACAUUCGCCACUGGCCUCUUCUUUGCUCACCCUCUUGUUCGUACCUUAUUCUGAGAGCUUCCAGGCGCUCAUCGGCGUUGUCCGUGAAAGGAGAGAAGGCAAUGAACGCCAUCAAGGGAAUAUUAAAUGUUGUUCAGAGUCGUCAUACAUGUCGGCUCGCAACGACGGAGCCACUAUUUGGAGGGUUUCGCGGUCAUCAGAUUUCUCAGCUCCCGUCUUACCUCUGGGUCCUUCUCUAUCUUGUCUACUUCCUGACGAAUUCCCGAACUUCUGGGAAGGACAGUAAUAUCUCGGUCGACUCCCCGUUCACCAGAUUAAUCGAGCAUUUGCCUUUCUUCGUUUUGCUCAAAUUUAUCCGUGACACUUCCACUCUUGGCGCUCGCAAAUUGGAAGCUACAUAUCGGCUAAUCCAUCUUACUGGGAACUUGAUGAACCUUGACAAUGAAACAGCAAAUGGUCGCAAAAGACUCGGUCGCCUCGGAGUCUCAGACCGUCAUACAUUUUCGAGACGAUUACUUAUGUUUUACAGGUCAUAUGAAAUUCAUACUUGCAAAUACAAGCGUCCAGGAUAUACACGUAAGAGCAUAUUUCCGGGCGUAUACAGGAUAAAGCCCUAUGCUUCGGCAUCGGUGCCAUCUAAUUGCUCUCGCGAAGAGUACGGAGGGCUAUAUCAAAUCUUGCAAUCCCGAAAGUGACGCAAGCAAUGCAAUUGGGACAUCACAGUCAUACAGAGGCUUACUCACACAGCCUUGGGUGCAUCAUUGGACCAUACUUGCCAUCCACACUCGGAUAUGCUGAU